AAGGACAGGCACUGUGCAUAGUGUGGCUGUUUGUCGUGACAUGGCCAUGAGCUUGAGAUCAACAGUUUUCCCUGAGCAGAUAAGUAAACUGGAGGAGGACAAAUCAGCUGUAAAUGUGGAGGACUCUGAGUCUGAUAUCCCCGAUGCCACGCUAUGUGUUGAAGGUGAAAGUUUUUAUGUCAACCGUCAAUGUCUGGCCCAACAGAGUCCCUACUUCAGGGCUCUGUUCUUUGGCUCUGGAGUAGAGAGCAGCAAAAGAAAAGUUGAAAUUAAAGGUGUGGGCCGGCAGCAUUUCAGGGUUUUGAUGGAACACACCAGGAGAUCCAGGCUCGUUUUGGACAGAGAAAAUGUUCUGGGGAUCCUUGAGACUGCAGACUAUCUCCAGCUCGAGCGAGCCAGGCUGCUGUGCUGCAAGUUCCUGGAGCGUGAACUGCACCUGAGUAACUGUUUGGGUAUGAUGACUUAUGCCUGGCAGCGAGGCUGCACUCCACUCUACACUGCUGCGAAACAGGUUGUGCUCACACACUUUCCUGCGAUCAUCGCUGAAGAGGACUUUUUGCCUUUACCUAAGGAGACAGUGGCGCAUAUUCUUGCCAGUGAUGAUCUGGCCAUCAUUAAAGAUGAUCUGGCCUUGGAGGCCAUCCUACGUUGGGUAUCAUUUGACCCUAAAAGAGAGGAACACUUUCUGGAGCUCAUUGAGCUGGUGAGGCAUGAGUCUCUGUCUUUGACAUUUAUCACUGAACUUUUGACCAAAAUGAAAAGCUCUGACCCCAGAGCAAACCUCAUCCGCAAGCUGAAUGAACAUUACCCAGUCUCGUGGUCAAUAGGCAGGUCACUGAGGAGGAUCAGGGCCAGGGAGACCUUCUUUGUCUUGGGCGGACCUCACGAUCAGGAGCAACAGGCACUGUACCAGUUUCAUCCUCUCAGUGGGAGAUGGCAAAGCUGUGCACCUCUGCGGAGGAAGAACCUUACACAGUACUCGGUAGCUGCAGUAGGAGACAACGUGAUUGUGACGGGUGGCUACUUCCGGGAUGUGCUGUGGUUUAGCGUGGACUGGGUCAGUGUAUACGAAUGUGGCAACCAGCGCUGGGUGAAUGCACCAGCCUUGCAGAAGUCCAGACACAGCCACUGCUCCAUUGGGGUGGACUCAGUGUUGUAUGUCCUGGGUGGCAGUAUGGAUGAAGGGCUUGUGGCUGAUGUAGAAAGGCUGGUCCUGGGGUCAGAGGACGGCUGGGAGGUGGUCAGCCCCAUGGUUAGGGCUGUGGAGCGGGCCGCCACCGCUGCACUGGGGUUGUGUAUCUAUGUGGCUUGUGGCCUGGAUGAAAACGGGGAGGUGUACAGUGGAAUUCAGAGGUAUGUUGUGAAGGAGGAUCAGUGGGAUGUAGUCUCUUGUUCUCCAUUUCCACGAUAUGACCUGGUUGCCACUGAGCUCAAUGGUGCCCUCUACCUUUUUGGAGGCCAAACCUUACGUUUUGACGUGGAGACAGACGAGUGGACGGUGCUGGAGGAGGAAUCUCUGGAAAGGAAGUUCUUCUGUGGCUGCACCACAGUCAGCGGUCAAAUAUUCCUGGUCAGUGAGAGGAGGAUUAACAAAGCAUUUCCAAACAUGGUGCUGAUGGACCCGUAUAUAAACACUUGCAUUGAGAUAGAUGAUGCCAUACCCUGCCCUGUGCCCCUCAGAGGGUGUGUCACCUUGAGAAUGAUCAUGUGAUGGUGUGUGAUGUGACUACUGCAUAUAACACAAAUUGUAGUUAUAUGUAAUGAAAAUGUAAUUUCUUUUUUUGUGUAAGAAGUUUUAGCUUCUGCAAAAAUAAAAUGAAGUUUCUGAAAAGUUAAAACCUAAAAUGGACUGUGGUAACACAUUCAACACAUACAGGCAACAACAUUAUUGACAAGUGCAAAUUUCUACAACAGAAUUUAUUAAAACUUCAACUUCCCACACAACCAACAAAGCAUCCAUGUACACUCAUACGGUAAGAGUCAAGUGUAACAUCAGUGGAUACAUAACAGCU
Molecule: messenger RNA, 2012 nt
Organism: Solea solea (common sole)
Lineage: Eukaryota; Metazoa; Chordata; Actinopteri; Pleuronectiformes; Soleidae
Product: kelch-like protein 23
Exons: 3
Coding region: 41-1711 (556 amino acids)
Molecular function (GO): protein binding
Source: RefSeq, a predicted model, not a curated record